GUCUUUCGUAUAAUUGGAGCAACUGAUUAGAUGCGGUAGAGGUGAUUUUGGGUGGUUUGUGCGGCGCCCUCUCCGUGUGUUCGAGCGCAUCCUGAUACGGUUCUGCGGGCCCCACCGUGAAAGAGAGGCGAGAGAGAGAGGGAGAAGGGACGUCCGGAGAAGCAGAGGGAAUUUCCGGAGAGAUGGACUCUAUAGAUCUGUCCGAACUACGGGACCCUGCAGGGAUUUUUGAGCUAAUUGAAGUUGUGGGGAACGGAACUUACGGCCAAGUGCACAAGGGUCGCCAUGUUAAAACCGGUCAGCUAGCUGCCAUCAAAAUCAUGGAGGUCACAGAGGACGAAGAGGAGGAAAUCCGACUUGAAGUCGACGUCCUUCGAAAGUUCUCCUAUCACCAAAACAUUGCCACAUACUACGGUGCCUUCGUCCAGAAAGGAGACGGUGGACAAGAAGACCAGCUCUGGCUGGUGAUGGAGUACUGUGGGGCGGGGAGUGUGACGGACUUGGUCAAAUCAACGAGAGCUCGUUCGUUGAAAGAAGACUGGAUUGCUUUUAUCUGCAGAGAGGUUCUGAGGGGGCUGAGUCAUCUCCACAAGAACAGAGUAAUCCACAGGGACAUCAAAGGGCAGAACGUUCUGAUAACUGACAACGCUGACAUUAAACUCGUUGAUUUCGGGGUCUCGGCGCAGCUGGACCGUACCAUCGGGAAGAGAAACACGUUUAUUGGCACCCCUUAUUGGAUGGCCCCCGAGGUAAUUGCCUGCGAUCAGGACCCCACGGCAACGUACGACUACCGGAGCGAUCAGUGGUCUCUGGGGAUUACUGCCAUUGAAAUCGCCGAAGGAGAACCACCUCUCUGCAGCAUGCACCCGAUGCGUGCCCUGUUUCUGAUUCCUCGUAACCCGCCGCCGAGACUGAAACAGACCAAGAAAUGGAGUCCAAGGUUCAUCAAUUUCAUCGAACAGUGUCUCACAAAAGACCCUACGAAACGGCCAACUUCAGACGAACUUCUGCGACAUCCUUUUGUGACGGAGUUCAACGAGCGUGCAGUGAGGAUCCAGGUGCGAGACCAGCUGGACAGAGUGAAGAGAGAGGUUCAGAUCUUCGACGAGCAGCUGUCCGACGAGGAGGGCGGCUCGCUGGAGAUACCCACCAUCAAGAAGGGAGGGGACGACGCUGCACGGCCCGGCCCUUCCGCCGUCUCACCGUCCAGGGACGAGGAGGAGGAUGAGGAAGAUGAAGAGAGUCUGGGGCAGGAGACACUGCUCACGGCGCGACAGAGCCACGCGGCGGAGUUCUCUGCCGGUCGGCUGCCUCAGUACACAGAAGACACCCUCAUUAUACAUGGAGAUGAGACCCAAGGGGCUGCAGAGAAUCCUCAGUUGGCGGCUCUGGCGGCAAGACAAGGACCAGCUCAGCGUCAGUCAUUUUCCUAUUUCCCGCCCGACUCCCGCCGAAGCACGGGCGGAGCAGCGGUCCCGCCCACCCGCCCCAGCACCUACGAGGACCCAGCUGGCCAUCGUCUCAGUAUGCAGCUGCCCGGGGUCAACGGAGGAGUCAAACAAGAAGGAGGACCCAAAAUGUCACCAGAGAUCCGUAAGUACAAGAGAAAGUUCAACGGAGAGAUACUGUGCGGGGCACUAUGGGGAGUCAAUCUUCUGGUUGGUACUGAUAAUGGCCUACUUCUCCUCGACCGCUCUGGGCAUGGCAAAGUGUUUCCACUCAUCUCUCGUCGAAAGUUUGCACAAAUGGAGGUUCUCGAAGGACUCAACGUUCUGGUCUGCAUCAACGGACGAAAGAACAAACUGCGCGUCUACUACCUCUCGUGGCUCAGGAACAAGAUCGUCAAGGGAGACGACGUGAUGGAGGGUACCCGAUCGAGACACGGGUUCAUUUCAGUGGGGGAGUUGGACCAAUGUGUCCACUUCAAAGUCGUCCAACAUGGGAAGAUGAAGUUCCUCUGCAUAGCCACCAAGACAAGCAUCGAGGUGUACGCGUGGGCCCAGAAGCCAUACUCAAAGUUCAUGCAGUACAAAUCGUUCCCUGACGUACUCCACCGACCUGUGCUAGUUGACAUGGUCUGUGAGGCUCCCAACAAGACAAAGGUCCUAUAUGCCUCCUCAAUGGGAUUCCAUGCUAUUGAUUUGGAGAAUGGGGUACUCCAAGAUCUUUAUCUCCCGUCUAUUGGAGUAAGGACAACAGUGACACCCCACGCCAUUAUCCCCUUACCCCGCUCCACGGGAGAACUUCUACUGUGUUAUAAUAAUGAAGGUGUGUACAUAAACGCAAGUGGAGGGAGAAUCAAAGACGUCAGACUACAAUGGGGGGAAGUCCCCUCGUCUAUAGCUCUGAUAGGCGACAGUCAUGUGAUGGGUUGGGGUUCAAAGGCCAUCGAGAUAAGGGCAGUGGAGAGCGGGCAACUGGACGGUGUCUUCAUGCACAAAAGGACCCAGAAACUGCGCUUCCUCUGCGAAAGAAACGACAAAGUGAGUACAGCCUUCAUUUCCUCUUCUUUCUCUCUCUCAGGUUUUCUUUGCCAGCAUCCGCACCUCUUCCUCCAGCCAGGUAUAUUUCAUGGCUCUCAACAGACGAGUCGUCCCACAAUAGCAGGGCUCCAUUGUGUCUGUGUCUAACAUACAGCAGUCCACUUGUUGUCCACCUGUAUACAGUGUUAGCUAUCGUUCUUAAAAAAACUGACUUUUCUCGUCUCAAAAUGUCGCAUUAUAAUAACUGUGUGGUAUGGUGUAUAGGGCUUGGUGUGUAUGUAUGUACUGGAGUCAUUAUUAUGCAUUCUUAUGUCACUAAUUUAUAGCCCGUGGUGUAAGAUUAUUGUUAUAGAGGUGAUUACAUAACAUUAUUAAUUUUUCCUGUCCACCAUGUUGUAUAUGCAAUGAACAAUGUGAUUAUUUUUAACGAAAUAUUUUGUUGCACAUGAAUGUAUAAUACCAAGUAUACAAUGAAUGGGUGGGGUAGCAUUUUCUGGUUGCCAUGGUAAUCGGUACCGUGGCAACACUUGGAUACCUGUAUAGACAGUGAUUGGUUGGAGAGAGAGGGAGGUGGCUACUAAUAAAGUCAGUUGCUUGGUGCCUCAUUCCGUGUCUUCUGACUUCUUUUUGUGCUUUUUCUUCUUUGGUUUUUCGGGCACGACUUCACCUUCUGAAUCAGUUUCUUUCUUCCUCUUCUUCUUCUUCUUCUUUGACUUGCCAGCCACCUCCACCUCCUCUCCCUCCUCUUCACUUGGUCGUUUCUCAGACAACGCACUCGCCUCCCCUCCUCCCUCCCUCUCUUCCACUGGCUCCUUUACUUUACCGUCUCGACCACUGCAACAGAGAAACCAACGUUAAAGACACAUGCAACCCAACACAAUGGUCAUGUGACUAUCACAUGACACUUCAUAAAAACCAUGUGACCCACAUACUGAUCACGUGACCAUCACAUGACUAAUACUCACUACUGAAACUCUUUCCGGACGUCCUGCGGUGUACUCUCCAGCACUUUCCCAAACUUUCCCAACUUUCCGGCGGCUAUCAGCUGCUUCUUCUUCAGAGCCUGUAGCAGGGCAGUAAGUCACACGACUGUCACGUGACUAGAGGUUUCAGCUGACCUUUGGACCCAGACCCCACUUGCGAGGGUACACGUCUCUAUUCAUGAUGACUCUCUUUAUCUUGGCACAGAAUCCGUGAUCGCAAGUAACCAUCUCAGCCGUCCCCAUCAUCCCAAUACCUAGAGUAGUCGACAGUAGCUCAUGUGACGUCAUGUGACUGUCACGUGACCUACCGAGAGCCACGGCCUCUCCCUUGGUUGUGAUGAUGGCAAUUUCCAUGCCUGGCUCUAUUCCUUCGUCAAACCUGAGGACCCCGGGAAGAAGAAUCUUGGCUCCGUAGCACACUGCAUUCACCUGGUGGAGUAUAUAUACACAACAAUAGAGAGUAUUAUUAACCCUCGGCGCGCAUGCGCAGCGAGGGUUACAGUAGUUGGGUUUGUCUGUGUGUGUGUGUGUGUGUCUGUCUGUUACUCUACAUCUCACUUCUCGAACAUCUG
Molecule: messenger RNA, 4038 nt
Organism: Geodia barretti
Lineage: Eukaryota; Metazoa; Porifera; Demospongiae; Tetractinellida; Geodiidae
Source: the annotation of a GenBank genome assembly